AUGAGCUCAGCUUUACUUGGUCAUUCACAAGAACUUGUUAACUCCAAAAACACACAAGUAAAAACCGGCUCACCACUUAGUAUAGUCCUCACUGCACCCCAAGAUUCUGAAGAAACAUCAUCGCCAACCAAAACCCACCACAAAUCAAAGCCUUCUCUCAAAAUUCAAUGUGCAGAUUUAUUUUUGUCGAUACCAACUAUAGAAUAUCAUCCUCCUACUGAAACUUGUGCUUCGCCGGCUCCACAGCAAACGGGGUUCAGUAAAUAUCUGUCAAAUCAUGGUGGUAUUACAAAAUCUUCGGAAACUACACAAUCUGCAGAUAACUCUCUAAGAACAUUAUUGUUUCGAAAAAAACUCAUGGACGAUGGACACGGGCAAGAUGAAUUUCUUUUCUCACCUAUUUAUAAUCACAUCACAACUCGCACUUUUUUAAACUAUGAGGAUGAAGAUAUUUAUAGUCCUGAAAUUUCAACUCCAGCUCCGAUACUUUCCAAUUUUAAUCAUCGAACAUCGCAGGAUUCCGGUGUCGAUGUGAAUUUCUCUGGAAAUCCAUCCUCGUGCUAUAUGCCGCCAAUCCUUUCUUCUUAUAAUGAUUAUAUUGGUGGUGCUA
Molecule: messenger RNA, 610 nt
Organism: Cetraspora pellucida
Lineage: Eukaryota; Fungi; Glomeromycota; Glomeromycetes; Diversisporales; Gigasporaceae
Source: the annotation of a GenBank genome assembly